Saccostrea cuccullata (small rock oyster) is the source of this 1951-nucleotide messenger RNA. RefSeq lists its product as uncharacterized. The coding region runs from base 59 to 1531 and encodes 490 amino acids. The transcript has 9 exons. Lineage: Eukaryota; Metazoa; Mollusca; Bivalvia; Ostreida; Ostreidae. The record is from RefSeq and is a predicted model, not a curated record.
AUAAGAGGGAAGUUAGAGAAAACGUUUUAUCUGGAACUGUUAAAGUGUGUGCUUAGUAAUGAUGAAAACCUUGCUUUUGCUUCUCCUAAUCACCGUUCAGUUUAAGAGUGGAAACUGCAAGGGGGGCCCAUGUGCUGUUUAUAUUGAAAUCUCGGACCUAUUGAAAAGAAGUCCAUCCUACAAACAGGAUGUCAUGCCUCUCUGUGACAAUCACCUGACCACUGGCUGGUACAGGGCGGGAUACCUUAAAAUGCCAACAUCUCCACCUGAUCUUGGAUCUUGUGGGACUUAUUACCCUUACUGGUUAAACGGUGAUCAUCCACCGACAAAUCUAAUGAAAAAUGUUAAAGUUUGCAAGGUUGGAACUACAAACCAAUGCUCACAAGAAAUCGAAUUAAGCGUGAAAAACUGCAGUUCCUACAUGGUAUAUCAUCUACCCAAGGUCAAUUGCUGUAACUCUGCUUAUUGCUUUGAAUCUGACCAAAAAUGCACUCUAGAUGGUCCAAAGGACCCAACUGUUUCCUAUCACAAUCUAUCAUGGGAUCGCGAAGAUCGGGGUGUUGUUAGUAGAUAUGACCCUAGUGUAAAUUUGAUAUGUAAAUUUACGCCCUUAAAAAACGAUUCGUUGUUUUACGACAUCUCAUGGUAUGUAGACGACCUAGAAGUUGUUAAAGGCCAAACUGUUACCUCCCAUACUCUAGACCGUGCACUGUUGUCUGCUUUCGACAUCUUAAAGAAAAACAAAACAGCGGGAUCUAUGAUUCACUGUGUUGUCGGAAUUAAAUCAGCUAAGGAGGGUUCUCCAUGUGCCUCGAAAGCAAGCCCACUAUUUUUUGCUGGCAUUAAGGUAUUGACUCCCCAGCUUUACAUUAAGAAAGGAAAUAGCGCUGAUUUGAAGCUGCAGUUAACUAUACCAUAUGCAGAUGAAACUAUCAUGAUAUCCGGUUAUGCCACUAGAGCGCCUCAACUGAUUGUGACUGCAAAAAUUUCUAAAUAUACUUUACUUGAAUGUGACAGGGAGUAUAUAUCAUUUAAGCGUGAUGAUUACAUGAUUUGUGAAGUCUGGAUUAAAUCAUACACCUAUACGGAACGAGAUAGUUAUGAAACAGACGAUUGGAAACGGAUAUAUAGUAUGUCCAUACACAAUCACGGCUACAGAGACAGAGUAGUGUCAUUGCAAUUGAGAACUAGGCAGACCCUAGGUCCAGGAAGCAGAAUAUUCAGCAAUAUAAAAUUACAAGAAAUACAGGUAUAUAUCUAUAGCGACGAAGCACCUCCUAAACCAACAGUGCCUUCAAUAACAGUACCAACCUCUGAUGACUGUGCAGCAAAGAUCUUUGCUACAAUCACGCCCUCUACUCCAAUAAUGAUGACGAAAAAUAUGACGACAUCCCCAACCUCACCGGCAACAGCAGAAUCAACGAUAGUUUUAAACAAAACGAAAUGUAAGAAAAGUAAAAGAUCAUACAGUAUGAGAUUUAUUUUCAGAAGGGUGCGUAUACUGAGUAAACUCGUUCAUGUCUUAAUUUAGAGUCGACCGGUGUUAUCAACAAAUGACGUAAUCAUAAAACAAGAGGCCCAUGGGCCACAUCGCUCACCUGAAAAGCUUUGACCAUUCUAUUCUUUACCAGAUUUCCCCCUUGUAAUACAUAUUGCAUCCCCAACCUGUCCCACUGAGCAUAAUUUAGAAAUUUUGAAAUCAACACUACCCCCAUGAUCCUUCCAUGAGCACAUAUGUUUCAGCUUUUCUGGUCCAGUGGCUCUUGAGAAGAAGAUUUUCAAAGAUUUUUCCUAUAUAUUUCUAUAUAAAACUUUGAUUCCCCAUUGUGGCCCCGCCCUUCCCCCGGGGGUCAUGGUUUGAACAAUUUAGAAUCUACUCUAUACCAGGAUGCUUCCACAUAAGUUUCAACUUUUUUAGCCCAAGGUUUUCUUGCGAAGAAGAUUUUCAAAG